Saccostrea cuccullata (small rock oyster) is the source of this 1932-nucleotide messenger RNA. RefSeq lists its product as uncharacterized. Gene Ontology annotation, cellular component: membrane. The record is from RefSeq and is a predicted model, not a curated record. Lineage: Eukaryota; Metazoa; Mollusca; Bivalvia; Ostreida; Ostreidae. The coding region runs from base 94 to 1887 and encodes 597 amino acids. The transcript is spliced from 14 exons.
AUAAAGAGUUAUCUGCCCUUCUGUGACGCAGCUGGUAAACAAAUUGUGUGUCGGCGUCCGUGUCCCACUCCAACAAGCUAUUAUUAUUAAGACAUGGAAUCUACAGAGUUCGAGUUUCCAGGUAUGACAAGUGAGAAACAUCCCGAAUGUUUCAACAUCGAGGCCAUGCCACCUCAACCGAAAGAGAAAAAACCUGGUCAACUUCCCGAUCACCUGAUCAAACAGUUUUUUGAAGAGGGUUAUAUUCUGGUAGAGGAUUUUUUCGACACUGAGAAGGAAUUAGAUCCAGUGAGAGAAGCCAUCAAUAAAUUGGUAGAUGGACUAGCUAAAAAACUUCACGAUGCUGGCAAAAUUAAAAAAUUAUAUAAAGAGUUUGGAUUUUUUGAACGACUAACAAAAAUUGAGGCGGAAUUUCCAGGAGCCAACAUUCUUCUGCACAAGAUGGGCAAGCUUCCACAGGCUUUCAGGGACCUCUGGUCAAAUGAUAGAUUAUUAAAUGUCAUCGAGCAACUUAUUGGUCCAGAUAUUGCGACGUCACCGGUCUGGAAUCUGAGAACUAAAACACCGAAGAAUAAUGCAACUAUUGUACCCUGGCAUCAAGAUAGCGGAUAUUUUGACAAUCAGUCAUAUAAGGUUAUGAUACCAACGGCUUGGAUCCCCUUACUCAACACUGACGAUUUCAACGGAGGCAUGCAAGUGGCUAAAGGGGGUCAUCGGACUGGGAAGGUAGCAACACAUCAAUGUUGUUGGGGAAACACCUGGUACGUGAUGCUGGAGGAGGAAGAAAUGCAAAAAUCGUUAGGAGUGGACAUGGAGAAAGACGUCAUAACAUGUCCGGUGCCAUACGGAGGGAUGCUACUGUUCAAUAACCUGACUCCGCAUCGUAGUCUUCCCAACAUUUCUAAUCAAAUUCGCUGGGCACUUGAUCUUCGAUGGCAACGACCUGACCAGCCAUAUGGUUUAUUCAACCUGAAGGAUGGACUACUUCUGCGCAAAGACGGCAAAAACGUUGAACGAGACUGGGAGAAAUUCGAGUCUGUGGACAGAACCAUUGUACAAAAGAAAUCCGUGGAAGGCUUUGUUGAUCUCUUCGGAGGCGCAUGUCUGGGUUUGGGAAUUUUUGUCCUAGUGGACAAGAACGAGAUUUUGGUCCUGACCCGCAGCGUGGAUACCAGCAGUCUAGAUGUACCCUCCCUCCUAGAGUCAGCCGCCUAUGCCCUCAUUGCUGGGGGAGGAUUUAUCUUCUUUGUGGCCUUCUUAGGAUGCUGUGGCGCCAUCUUGAAAAACAAAUGCAUGCUGCUUGUGUACGCAGUUAUUGUGGGAUUGAUUUUUGCUGUGGAGGCCUCGGCGUGUAUCUUGGCAGUUCUUUACAAAAGUGAUUUUGACAAAUACGCAAAAAGCAAUCUGAACACUCUGUUGGAGACGAGAUACAAAGGACCAUACGACACCUCUGACGCCAUCAGCUUGGCUUUUGAUCUUGCAUUUAUCAUUCUGGAAUGUUGCGGAAUCGAGUCCGGUUUGGAAUUUAAUUCUACGGUAACGAGCUGGAAUACGACGUAUGUCUAUGAGUCUGGGGGUAGUUAUACCACAGCCACGGCGGUAAUUCCGCCCACUUGCUGUGAAUUCACCAACAAGGACGCUUUCCCGUCCGAUCCCGUAACAUUUUACAAUUCCAUGACAAAUAGCCAGUGUCCAACCAAUGCCGCCAACUCUUAUUACAAUCAGGGAUGUUAUGAUCAACUGCAGUCAAAGUUUGAGGCAUAUCUUUACAUUCUUAUCGGAAUAGCAGCGGGCGUCGGAGCGUUAGAGUUGAUUGGCAUAAUAGCAGCUUGCUGUUUAAUGAAAAAGGAUAAAGAUUCGGAUAUAUCAGAUGCAGCAAAAGCUUAAGGGACCAGAAAGGACAGGGGACUAAUUAACAUUGCGCUAUGUGUA